AUGAGCCCCCUCCAGGAGCAGAUGGUUCAGAUGCCGAGGCUGAGGUUCCGAGGCCGGGGUACCGCCAAUUGUUUGAUGGAUUCCCUCGCUCUCUCCCCAUUUCCAGAAACCGCGAAUUAUUUGCAGCCACAAAAAAUGGCGACGCGGCCUUAACGACAACCUAGGCAGCCGGUUAGUCGCCCCUUGAAGCCGCCCGCUUUAGGCAGCCGGCCUCGGCGAAACCAUUUGGUUUGGAAUCGCCCCCCCCCCCUUCCUGGGUCCCUUAAUUCGAAUUCGUCGCGUUUUUAUGGGCAGGAUGUUUUUGCCUUUUCGUCGGUUUCCCUGAUUCCGAACAUGUGCGUGAUCUUCCGCGUCUUCUGACGCUUUUAUUGCGGUUUUAGGACUGAACCCGGCUCCCCUCCCAAGUGUCAAAAACCCGCGCCGAUCUUAAGUGCUGUUUUAUUUGGCCAAAGUCGUUUGAUGGCCUCUUUGAGGGUUUAUUUACGAGUGCGCGACUCACCUGUUUCAUAAUCUCGACGCAGACGUCGCCCGUUUCCGCCGGUCUGUUUAUGACGAGUUUCAUUGGCUUAUUCAAAAAAUUUUAUUUGAAGGGAUUAAAGGGGCGUGGUCUCUUUGUUGCGCAAUUUGUGCAAUGAUUAGAAACCGUAUCAUGACGUCCAUACCAGUUUCUUUCUGAGUAUUACUUUUGAAUGUUUUACUUCUGAUUCUUUUGUUUUUUGAGCCUUUGUCACUACACUGUCUCACCGUAUCUUGAUAAGCAAUUUGGAAUGUUUUAUCAUUCACUUCGAAAUCAAAACAAAAUAUCCGAUUUAUAAAAAAAAGUUUAUCCGACUUCUGAAUCCGUGAUGUAAUACGGGCGUACUGUAAAUCUUGGCCCGGUUCUUUAAAACGUGUCCAUUUUUUUGGUUCGGUCUCGAAGUCUGGCCCCUAAACACCGAAAAUCACCAGGGGUGGAUGGAUGAGGGGAUUCGAAACCCCGCGUUCACACGUAAAUAAACCCAACUCAUUAUGGCUUCAAUUCAGUUUGAGUGCGACUGUACCGCCAAAACCCCAGACGCUAUCCGGAAACCCUGUCCCAUUUUUAAAGCCAGUAAUUUUUGUUUCCUCACACCUUUUUUCUGGAAGCGAAUUACGUUGUUUAUUUCUUGCAUCGAUGUGUUGUGCUGCACUUGGAUCGAGGAAAGCCUAGAGCGCUGUUUUCGGAGGAUCCGAAGCCUUGGGGGUUUGUGGCAUCCUGCCGAUAAUCGACUAUCCAUUACUCUAACACAUAUUUUGCAAAGUGCAAGAAAACGGAAGUCGAGUGCUCUACUUUCCAAGCGAUUUAUUGUAGGCAAGAUUAGACGAUUUUAGGUGUUGUAAUCACCCAAAACCAGAUCCGCAAAUCUGCCCGGGGCCGCUCACUUCUUCCGCCCAAUUUUUUGUACGACGGACCGAUCAGGUCCUGGUACAAAACUCCUCUCUCAUUCUCCUUCUCGUUGGCCCCCACCAACAGAUUUUUGAGACUGUGUAAACCGGCCUGGGUCUCCUUUCAGUUGAGCCUUGGUUCGUGUCGAAUUUCGUGUUGCGAUCGGUUUCGCGUGAUGAUCUUGACCAAGAUAUCCACUCUAACUUGCCUAAUUGACAGGUAAUUAGUAGUUCGAGUUUAUGCCGCUAGUCUUUCUACAGGGGAAAUACCCCAAGUACGGCGCUCAGAUCUUGAUGCAACUGGGCAUAAAUAUAGAUAAAUUUUUUCCAAGACAUAUGCGGGAUUCCUAGCUCGCGCUUUGCAGAACGACCGAGGGUUUCAGAUCAAAACUUUAAAAAAAUGCUAGUUUUUUGCGAAUUUUGGAACAGAAAGUCUCAUGCCCAUUUCUACCGGUACCUUUCCUGUUAGUUUCACUUAAACUCCUGAGGUUUUACGGACUUUAUGUCAUCAUCAAACUCAUCUAGAUGCAUGCACGGUACAGUGAAUAACUGUUUCACUAAUCGAAUAAUUGUACACACUAACUAGUUAUUACUUUUCUCGCGUCUACAAUAAUUAAUCCAACAAUUUGUGUUACUGUAGCGUCUUAAAUGGGUCAAGAAAAAACAUGAGAAAACCGGUGAAUAUUGUACCUGCACUCUCUCGCCGCUCUCGGAUUUUAUAAAUUCCCGCCCUUGAGGCUGUUUGAAGCCACUUGGCGUCGUCUUCGCGCCCCAAACCCCGCCCUCGACUUCGUUUUGACUUACCUCCCUUUUUUCGCCUAACUCGCCGGCUUUUACCAAAGCUAGUCUCUGUUUUGUGGGAUUAUUAUUGAAGCGCGCGCGACUUCACUCCGAUCCCAAAAACUUUUUAGGGCUUCGGAUUGUUGCGACCUCGUGGAAACGCGUUACAACUUCCGUUAAUUUUCUCAAUUCGAGUUUUGUUGGGUCUUAUUAUUAUUAAUGAUCUGUGCCCAUUUCAGGCAAUCCAGUUUAUUGGUCUGAUCAUCUUGGUGCCCGGCAUUCUAUUCCCGACGAUUCCCUCAGAUUGCCCACAGUGCUGCCCUUCCAGAACCCCGCAUCCAUCAUUCUGGGUCAAACGGAUCUUGUCGAUCGCCUCGCCGCCGCAACGUCGCUGCAGAUGCAGGCCCAGUUGCGUGCCGUUCUCGACGUCACCAACGCCCAGGCCAGCAUGCAGUCAGCGUUGAACGGCGGGGAUUCGGACUCCAAACAACUCCUGAACUCGAUCACAAGUCGGCUACAAGAGAUCGACAUGAAGUUGUCAUUUGUCGUGGAAUUACUGGCAAAUCGAGCAGGCCAACAAGCCGUUGAGAAUGCAGCUCAAGCCUUGAACAUCCCCGUCAGCAAAGUUGUUGGCACCCAUCAAUUCGGCAAUGAUCAGAUGAAUGCAGUCAACAUUGCUGCUGCGAUGAGUACAUUGAACAAUCUAGUGCAGGUACGUGGAUUCCCUUCGAGUGCAAGUCUUGGUCUCUGGUCGCCUCCCAUUUCCUGGUGUUUAUCCAUUACGAUUACUAUAUAUCCCCAGUACAAACUAUUAGCGUUUUGCGAAAGAGUUCGGUCUUGUGACCGGCCUCAGUGAGCCCUUGACCGUCUAUUUAGUCCAAAUGUCAUUAAUCCGUACACGGAAACAGGCCAGCGGACCGUCAUAUCCACCUAAUCUCCGACCCAAAUUCAAUUUAUGACGUGCGCGACCCGAAACCUGGGAUUUGUCUGGGCCCACACCUCGCCGAUUAAUCCUGUAAAACCAAUUCCGUGAAGGAAUUCGGACAAUUAGCAGUGCUUGCAAGAGAUUAAACACUUCGGAAGAAUCCCCUCCUCCUCCCCCGACACCAAUGACGAGGGAUAAUAAGCCAUGCAACGAAACCAGUAGGGAUUAUCAUAAUUAAUUGGCCAAAUCACAUCAUGGCCAUUAUCAGGAAAGGAUAUCAAAGUUUAAUGAUAUCCCCGUCACCUUCGAAGGGGUCUUGUGUCCUGCAAAAUUGUUGUUUGAUGACAUCGUCUCAUAAUCUAUGACUUUUAAAUAUGACUUCAUUUACUAAUCUGGAAAGCAUUUGCAGAAUCAUUCUCCCAAAAUGAAUUUCCCUCCAAUGUUCAUCAAGAAUGAGAACACUCUAUUAGGAUCGCCUCAAGAUGGCCAGAGUAGUGUGGCCCAAUCCCUGUUCAGUGACAGUCUCACCAAUUCCUUCACAUCCAGACUACUGGCUGCUUGUCAAGAACGACCCGACCUUUGUAUGGCGUUGGCCAACAAUGGAAUGAAUCAGAACGUCCAGACCAACAGUUCAUCUCCCGGUUCCACUGAUGCUCCAGCGGCCUCUCCAUCAGCAUCAACCCCUAAAGCAGAGAAUGGUGGGAUCAAGAGUGAAGAAGCAGCUUCAUACGGAGAAGGGAUGGAAGAAGACAACGAAUUUGAUGAAUUCGACGAUGAAAGAGAAUCUCCCACAAAUGCGGCAAAUGUAGCCUUAGGGCAUUUGUUGCAACAAUCAGCCAAAGAACAACAAGCGAAUGGAGAUUGGCCCCAGGGUGCGGACAGUGCGGCAGCCAUAGCCGUGGAAAGUAAAUUUCCUGAAGGUGCGGUCAGAAGGGCCGCGGAGAAGGCCGCCAGGAGCUUCCAAAGCACACAACCCAAGGUAUGCCAAGCUCAAAGUUGCAUAAGUAUUGUACUUUUGACUCCCCGCACUUAAUCCCGGUUAUCCAAGCGGCUUCUCUUUCCCGAUAGCCUCAGGUUCUUCAAGUUUUCGCGAAUGACUGACUGACCACUCAAAAGACAAAUAGUUCAUGUUUUCUACGGUAGAUGGGGGACGCCGUUUGAUUUGACUACGGUAAUAAGAGCCGCACUCAAAAAGUUGUGUCCCAGGUAAUCGGACACCCAUUUCUCGGGCCUGAAAGCCUCCAGGCAAGAAGAAACGAAAACCCCGAAACCAUUUAGGCAGGGGGGGCUGGGAACUUCUUCAGUUACUGAUCUCCCUCUAUAUUUCUGAACCCCCGAAACUCCAUUUAUCCCGUAGCGAGAGAAACAAUUACAGGGCCGUAAUUUGAGACCCCCACCAAACAAAAGGAAACCAAAACUUUUGGAAUUAAUGCUCUCGAGAUUUCAGGUCUUUGCGUGGCAAAUUCUGCGCGAAUCCAUCACGGACGAUGAACUUCGCAACAUUCAGAUCUCUCUUCGCACAUUUCACGGAGAAAGCGCCCAGCAUUUAUUGUCCAGACAACUCCCCAAAGUAAGCAUUACUAUAUUUGGAAUUUACAAUAAUGUUCCGCAAUAAUUCGGUAAACUGAAGGUAUUGGAAAACCCAAAAGCUUGUGACAAACUUUCGUUAAAGGUCACUUUUGUAUUUUUAAUUGUUAUGUUCUAUAACGAGUAAUUCUUCAGAUACGAUUGGUCGUGGAAUCCACGAUGAGCUACUUUAAAUGGGAUCAGUUGAGUGAUGAAAUGCAGCUAAGCAAGGCCAAAUUACUACUUUCGCAUCUCAAAAACAACGCCAAAGUUAGGAAUUGGACACUGCGAGAAGGACGCCCAAAUCGGUAAGUAUCAACUUUUUUCGUAUUAUCAUAAAUGCGAAGGUUAGAAGAAACUCUAGGUCAAACUACAAUCAAAAAUUGCAAAAUAGUAACCAUUGUUUCGUAAGACUCUCUCUCACUUUUGGAAUUAACCAGUUAACUCGGUUACCAGGCGGUCGCGCUUGUUUGUCUAGAUAGAUCCCUGUGAUCAGCCUUAAUCGCCGUUGUAUGUACGGUAGAAAACCCGUGAGUGAAACCAAAAGACGAACGGACCAAUCAAAACCGGAAUGCUCCGAUUAUGGUAAAAGGGGGAAGGGGCGUCUUCAGAAACCCACACUUAAUGGAUUCGAAGCCGCGAGCAAUUUUUGCGUCAAUUUGGAUGCGGACGCCGGUAAUUAGAGCGGGGACUUGACCUUCGGAGACUGAACUUAUUGGAUUAAGGUCUUAUAAUAACACUCAGGGAUUAGUAGUCAUAUUACUAGUAGUCAUUACUCCUUCACAAACAAACAAUUUCAGAACCCAGAACAACCAGAAUGCCGAGAAUCUCUGGAAACGAUAUGCCGCUCUGCUUGGUCCCGGUGGUCUCGCAGCCGUGGGAUUGUUUGGAAAACAACAAACUCUAGCGACCAGUCCCCCAACCACCCAAUCCGAGUUUGGGAAAUCCUCUUGA
Molecule: messenger RNA, 5629 nt
Organism: Bursaphelenchus xylophilus (pine wood nematode)
Lineage: Eukaryota; Metazoa; Nematoda; Chromadorea; Rhabditida; Aphelenchoididae
Source: the annotation of a GenBank genome assembly